AGGCCGCGGGCUCUUUCCGGUGCUUUAUCUGCGCCGUUGGGCGCUCGAGGCCAUCCGACGUGCAACGUCAUUUCUGGUGGGUCGCUUUUGUGGGGGCGUUGGUCGCUCCUGUGGCAGGACGUUCCGAGCGCCGACGCUCGCUUUACGUGUUUAGAAAGUACGUCGUAAGGAUCGAUAAUUUAGCUACAUCAUGAGUUUUCUAUCGGAAAAGGCUCUCCUCCUCUGCGAUUGGCGAUGGUUGACGACAGCCCUAGUUUUCCUGCUCUCCUAUGUCGCGGUUCGAUUCUAUUACAAGGUGUCCAAAUACCCGAAAGGUCCUUUUCCACUGCCCGUCGUUGGAAAUCUACUCGGUCUCCGAAACACCAGUGAACUUUACAAGGCGACCGUAGAAUGGUCCACGAAAUACGGGGACCCGAUCACGUUGUGGAUGGGAGAGAGGCCCAUGGUGAUCAUCAACACGCAAAAGCUGGUGAAGGAAGCGUUCGUCGAAAGAAGGCACGAAUUCGCUGGGCGUUUCCCCUCCAAAAUGGGUGACCUCCAAACGCAAGGAAACCACAACAUCAUUAUGGAGGACUACACACCUACAUGGAAGGCGCUAAGAAAGGUGGCGCUGACCGCAGUAAGAAAGUACGCCGUCAGUGAAUCCUUGGAGACUCUCUGCUGCGAAGUGGUGGACGCCUACGUGGACUCUCUGAAAGAAGGACCCAAUGUAGUGGACUCAAAGGUUCCGUUUGAGUACACGCUCUACAACAUCAUCGGCAUGUCCGUCUACGGAGCAAAGUUCGACAAGGAGAGCCCCGAAUUGACCAAGCUACAAGCCAUUAACAGGGAAUUCCUUCGAAUUGCACCCAACGGUCUUCCCAGUGACAUUGUACCGUGGCUAGGUCUACUUUACAGAAACCGAGAGAGGAAGGUAGAACUUCUUUUCAAGGAAUUUAUGGAGAUAGUCGAUACGCUUUACAAGCGGGCUGCGAAAUCGUACGUUCCCGGCAAAAUCGACAACUUCACUCACUCCAUGUUGGCAGCAAGGGACGAGGCCAUUGAGCAAGCGAAAAACGACGCCGAACAUCUAACCGAGGCCAAUAUGGUUCAGAUCAUAAUUGACAUCUUUGGUGCUGGUACCGGGACUUCAAUGGCACAGCUACAGUGGUUAUCUCUCAUCAUGACAAGGAAACCAGAAAUAAGAGAAAGGAUGAUGACGGAAAUAGAGACAAACCUGGGGCAAGAUCGUCCAAGGCUUCAAGACAGAGAAAAAUUGCCCUACACGCAAGCUUGCAUCAUGGAGUCCUUGCGCAGGUUCCCGAACGUUCCGCUCGGCCUGCCACAUAACACGACAUGCGACACAGAAGUUGGGGGAAAGUUCGUUCCCAAGGACACUGGCAUCCUCUACAACAUCUACGCCAUCAACCACGACCCAAACCUGUGGGAUGACCCCGAGGUCUUCAGACCGGAACGGUUCCUGGACCCUGUCACGGGCAAGAUCAAACAGGAACUACUGCCGCAGCUGAUGACUUUUGGCCUGGGCCCCAGGACGUGUCCCGGCGAGAAGUUGGCGCACGUGGACAUGUUUUACGUCUUUGUCCGCUUCAUGCAGCGAGUCGACAUCAGCGCUCCGGAAGGAAAAGCGGACGCCGCCAUAAAGCCAGUCGGUUCCAACCUGUUUCUAAUUCCCUGGGAGGAGGACAUUGUCUUGACUCGCAGGGACUAGACUCGCAAGAACCACAAGCUGCUCGACGUCUAUGUACAGCUUGGAAUACUCUACUGCACUAAUUGUGUUUUCUACUAUCCUGAACGAGCGAAAGACGCGACAUUAAAACAUUUUAUUGAAA
Messenger RNA from Ixodes scapularis (black-legged tick), 1829 nucleotides. Its product is annotated as cytochrome P450 1A1. The transcript has 10 exons. The coding region runs from base 191 to 1708 and encodes 505 amino acids. The record is from RefSeq and is a predicted model, not a curated record. Lineage: Eukaryota; Metazoa; Arthropoda; Arachnida; Ixodida; Ixodidae. Gene Ontology annotation, molecular function: iron ion binding; oxidoreductase activity, acting on paired donors, with incorporation or reduction of molecular oxygen; monooxygenase activity.